AUCAAAAUUAGCGCCCAGAGUCAAUUAUUGAAGCUGGUGAUAGUGCUAAAAGAGGCUUGAUUGUGGUUUAAAUCUCGGCUUUUGCUGACUAAGACACUCGCCUCGAUCGCCACAAUGGCUUCAACCUCGGCGCGCCCGGUGAACGAUACCAAUGAAGCACUGGCUAGCUUUUAUGCCAAGGUUGAUGAGCUUGAGAGUGUCUUCAUCGAUAGACUGGGAGAUGCAAUCAAGAUUCCGUCAAUCUCUGCUUAUGCCGACAGUAGAAAGGAUGUGUUUGCGAUGAGCGAGUGGGUUGCGACCAAGCUGAAGGCUGUCGGUGUUGAUGUGAAACUCAAAGACCUUGGCAAGCAGGAGGGCACAGAUCUUGACCUUCCUCCUCUGGUGCUGGGGCGCUACGGCAGCGACCCUGAGAAGCCAACGGUGCUUGUAUACAGCCAUUACGAUGUUCAGCCCGCAUCUAUCGAGGACGGAUGGAAGCAUGAGCCUUUUGUGAUGACGGUGGAAGAAGACGGCAAGAUUUGCGGCAGAGGCACCUCAGACGAUAAGGGUCCUCUCGUUGGCUGGAUCAACAUGAUAGAAGCUUUCCAGAAGGUUGACGUAGACGUACCGGCCAACUUGGUCUUCUGCUUUGAAGGCAUGGAAGAGACGGCGUCAUUUGGUCUCCGGCAGGGCCUAGAAGAUGAGGCGGACAAGUAUUUCAAGGACGUCGACGUAGUCUGCAUUACAGAUGUUGUUUGGGUAAGCGAUGAGCAGAUCAGUGUUCCUCAAGGACUCAGAGGCAUCAUCUUCUACCUCGUCACCAUCACUGGUGCCAAGGUGGACGCCCACAGUGGCGGGUUCGGUGGUCAAAUAUCGGAGCCAAUGACCGACAUGGUCAACAUCAUGGCUUCUUUGGUGGAUUCGAAUGGCAAGAUUCUGAUACCUGGAAUUUACGACAACGUCCAGGCCGUCACAAAGGAAGAGUAUGAAAGCUACCAGAAGCUCAACAUUUCGGAGGACUCCUUGUAUGGUGGCACCGGGGGCAGAAGCCUCCAUGAUAACCAGGCUGACGCCCUGGUCGCUCGAUGGAAGAAGCCAUCUCUCAGUCUGCACAGGAUAGAGAAUGCCCUGCCUGGAGCCGGGGCCGUCACAUCCAUACCUGCUAAACUUGUCGGAAAGUUCAGCAUCCGUACUGUGCCUUUCAUGAAGUGGGAGGACAUUGACGAGCGGGUACGGAAACACAUCAAGGACCGUUUCGAGAGUCUCGGAAGCAAGAAUGACAUUGAAAUCGAGUGUCAUCCGAAUGACUGGUUCUAUGAGGAAGCGAGUCACUGGAACUACCAGGCCGCUAUUCAAGCGACACGGGAUGUUUGGGGUGUUGAUCCUGCUCUGACCUGCGAAGGUGGAAGCAUUCCCAUCGCUUUGGAUUUCAAGAAGACCUUGAAAAAGAACGUGCUUCUUAUGCCCGUUGGUCGGCCUACCGAUGGACAACAUUCCACUAACGAGAAGUUGGAUAAGAGCAACUACAUCAACGCCAUCAAGCUUUACGGAGCUUAUCUAAAAGAGGUUACAAACUUCUGGCGCCAGAGCAAACAAGGCUUGUAAUUAGUUUCUAGAAAUAACAACGGGUUCAAAGCCGCAACUAUCUUUCCCCAACGGUCUCAAACGGUAAAAACCAACCGAGUCAAUUUCUGGAUCGUAUCUGUGCGAGCAAGGAUAACAAUUAGCGCGGGGUGCACCGAAUUGCCGCAAUAGGCAAUAUUGAACGACCAGGUGAGGGGCAAUGAAAUUGCGGGGCACGGAAUAGUUAGACACUUGAAUCGCAUCUAUGAAUACCUGACGUAGCAUUGCUCGAUUCCUCGAGUUUAUUAGUUUACGAGACUCAGAGUAUCAAAAUUCACCGCG
This is a messenger RNA of Colletotrichum godetiae, 1884 nucleotides long. RefSeq names its product peptidase family M20/M25/M40. The coding region runs from base 115 to 1584 and encodes 489 amino acids. Gene Ontology annotation, biological process: proteolysis. Gene Ontology annotation, molecular function: peptidase activity. The transcript has 7 exons. The record is from RefSeq and is a predicted model, not a curated record. Lineage: Eukaryota; Fungi; Ascomycota; Sordariomycetes; Glomerellales; Glomerellaceae.